AGCACAUGAAACACACCACAUCUCAUCUGACGUUUGCAUGCCGAAAAUCAGUUGUCAAUUUAUUUUCAAUCCAAUAACAUACUAGAUUUUCUUGUUAGUUAUAAUUUUUUAUUGUUAAUCGUAUUGUGUUCAAUGGCUGAAAUAGCAGAAAGCUACAGCAGUAAAGAUGAAGACGAGGAGAGCAGUGAUGGUGAGCAUGCACAAGGCUUGCAAUCCACUUCUACGGGAUAUCAAAAUAUGCGAUUGCAACAACAGGUAGUCUCGCUUUCGGCCGAGAGUGAUGACAGUGAUGAGCCCGCUCCUAAGCAAGCACGAUUAACUGCCUACACUGCCAAACAAACAGAAAGCACUACAAAUGAAGAAAGUGACAGCGAUCCGGCCGAUGAUGUCGCCGAACCCAUAACCGAUGGCAACAUGCGCGUUGUGGCUUCGCAUUACAAUGAAUUGAAAGAAACCGGGCGCAAGGAACGCCUCAAGUCACGCAUUGUUUAUAUGCGUAACUUUAACAACUGGUUAAAGAGUCAACUAAUCGCCGAGUAUUUGGCACGCAUCAAAGAACAACAACGUAUAGGUGACCCUAUGCGUGUGCUAGAUUUAUGCUGUGGUAAAGGUGGUGAUCUCCUCAAAUGGGAAAAGGCCAAUAUAACACAUCUAAUUUGCACCGAUAUUGCUGAGGUGUCAGUGGAUCAGUGCAAAAAGCGUUAUGAAGAAAUGCAAACGCGUGCGGACAAAUCGAAGUUCGCCAAUAAAUUUUCCGCAGAAUUCUUUGCAUGUGAUGCCACAUUGGUGCGUCUACGUGAGCGUUACAAGGAUAAAUCGCUUAAAUUGAAUUUGGUGUCAUGUCAAUUUGCAUUUCACUACUCCUUUGAGUCUCUCACACAAGCCGAGUGCAUGGUACGCAAUGCGGCUGAAUGCCUGCAACCGGGCGGUUAUUUUAUAGCGACAAUUCCAGACGCAAACGAAAUAAUGCGUCGUUUACGUCAAUCACAUAACCCGCGCAGUAUCGGCAAUGAUAUCUAUAAAAUCGAUUUCAUAUGUGACACAGAUCCGCCACCGCUUUUUGGUGCUAAAUAUCAAUUUCAUUUAGAGGGCGUCGUCGAUUGCCCCGAAUUUUUGGUGCAUUUUCCAACGUUGGUUAAACUGUGUCGCAAAUAUGGUUUAAAACUUGAGCGAAAAACAACUUUUGCCGAUUACUACAAAGAGUCGUUGGAUAAGGGGCGCGCGCUGCUACAACGAAUGAAUGGUUUGGAAACCGUUGUACCAAAUCGGCGAGGGAAAGAUCCCGAAUUUCAGCAUUUACAGGCAUUUUUCAAAGGAGGUUCUUCGAAAUCCAUAGGAACGCUUUCGCAGUCGGAAUGGGAAGCUACAACACUUUAUCUGGUGUGCGCAUUCCGUAAAUGCAAAAACACAUGGGACAAUGAGGGCAAACCCGUUUUUGAGUUCGACUAGUACCAUAUAACAGGGUCCUUGGUUGGAGCUAUAAUUGUUGGUUUAAGUGUUUCUACUUCUAAUGAACAGCAAUAAAACUUAUUUUACAUGUUUAAAAACUUUUA
Zeugodacus cucurbitae (melon fly) is the source of this 1553-nucleotide messenger RNA. RefSeq names its product mRNA cap guanine-N7 methyltransferase (gene Rnmt). Gene Ontology annotation, biological process: 7-methylguanosine mRNA capping. The record is from RefSeq and is a predicted model, not a curated record. The coding region runs from base 133 to 1449 and encodes 438 amino acids. Lineage: Eukaryota; Metazoa; Arthropoda; Insecta; Diptera; Tephritidae. The transcript is spliced from 3 exons. Gene Ontology annotation, molecular function: mRNA 5'-cap (guanine-N7-)-methyltransferase activity. Gene Ontology annotation, cellular component: nucleus.